AUUGUACUGUGCAAGACUGAAAAUGAACGUAGUGUUUAACUGGAAACUUAAAACUUGAAAGUUAACUAAUUUGUGUUCAAACAAUUGUGGCAAAAAUCAAAACGUAAAGUAUCGAGUUUACAAAGUGAUUUUAAUCGCAUUCAAUAACUUUUUCUUUUUUGAAAAUAGGUAUUUUUACCACACGGCGAAAAUGAGUUUACACAAAAACAGAAUUAAAGCAUUUCAAGAAGUGUUAAACAUGGAACACAUUGAUAUGAGCACUCUCCAAAGUCUGGCAUUUAAUGGUAUACCGGAGGAAAAGGGACUCCGAUCUAUAGUUUGGAAAGUGUUGCUGUAUUACAUCCCUACUCGGAAACAAGACCGGCAAUCAACACUUUUAAAAAAGAGACAGCUUUAUAAACAAUUAAUAGAUGAAAUAAUAGUUUUACCUGGAGGACCAUCAGACCAUCCACUGAGUGUCAGCCCUGGAAGCUCUUGGAGUAAAUACUUUAAAGAUAAUGAAGUAUUACUUCAAAUUGAUAAGGAUGUGCGGAGGUUGUGUCCUGAAAUAUCAUUUUUUCAGUCAGCUACUGAAUACCCUUGUGAAGAAAUUGUGGGCAGCAGUGAAGUGAAGCGUCUGCACAAGCGGGUCGAACAGUCGGCAUUGAAGUGUUCAGUACUGGACAGUGCAGGCAUCCGCAUGGUGAAGGUGAGCAGCAAGGCGGCGCGUGCGGCGCCGGGCGGCGACUACGUGCCGCUGAAGGACGGCAGCGAGGCGCACUGGGAGGUGGUGGAGCGCAUGCUGUUCAUGUACGCCAAGCUGAACCCGGGCCAGGGCUACGUGCAGGGCAUGAACGAGAUCAUCGGCCCCAUCUACCACACCUUCGCCAGCGACCCGGACCCCGACUUCCGGCAGUACGCUGAGGCGGAUUGCUUCUGGUGUUUCACCAACCUGAUGGCGGAGAUCCGGGACUUCUUCAUCCUUUCACUAGACAACUGUGACAGCGGCAUCAACUUCAAAAUGAGGAAAUUGAGCGACGCCGUAAGGCAGCAAGACUUCUGCGUGUGGGACCUAAUGGAGAAACAGGAACUGAAGCCGCAGUACUACAGCUUCAGGUGGCUGACGCUGCUGCUCUCGCAGGAGUUCUCGCUGCCCGACGUGGAGCGAAUCUGGGACUCGUUGUUCGCAGACCCUCACAGGUUCGACUUCCUCAUCAACAUCUGCUGCGCCAUGAUACUAUUAGUGAGAGAAAACAUACUCAGCGGCGACUUCGCUUCCAACGUAAAGCUGCUGCAGAAGUACCCCCCCAUGGAAGUGACGAGCAUUCUGAACAAAGCCGCGAACAUAGUUCAUACGUAGUUAUAUUAUUACUUAAGGCAUGUCUGUAAUGUAUAUUUUAAAGUAUUAGUUAGGUUUAAAUAAUACUUAAUUAUUUAUAGUAUAUUAUAAUUUAAUAUGGGCAUUGCAAUCUUUCGCCGACUGGAAGCGCUCUGGUGUUGCGAGAGAGAUUGGCCAGCGGUGAUCACUUACCAUUUUAUUGAGCUCCCCCCCCCCCCCCCAAAUUCAUUCCGUCGCGGUCGUAUACUGCCUGUUGGUGGUAUCUAGAUAAAUUUAAUUGGUAAAAAUAUUUCAAUAAUUAAUGAAUAUUGUACACAGUUUUACGAUGAUAGGUAGGGGAGGGCGGGGCUGGUAUUAACAAAUUUUGUAUUAUGAUUUAUAUUUUCGUUGAUAAUAGACCUUUUCAUUUUAUUUUUUAUUGAAAACAUGCUUUGGUUAUUCAGCUAUGACCUUAAUAACAAAAAUAUCAGGUAUGUAAGUGCUUCCAGAAAGAGAGCCAUGAAAACCAAAAAAGUCAUUUGUUAAUUAUAUACCCCGCAUGUGGGGCGAAUAUUAACGGAGCUGGGGUAAGUAUUAACGUCAGGGGCGAUUAUUAACAGAGAAUAAAAUUUUAUCAAAUACUUAAAUAAAAUGUCACUGACAUUAAUGAAAAUGUUUUACUGCCUUUAAUGUUAAACAAAUUAGUACUUUUUAUGAUAGGAACUCAAAGAAUAUAACAAAUUCUUUUAAAUCUACACUUAAUAACAAUCAUUGCUACAUUUUGAAUAUUUUUAAGCCUUAAAAAAAUUAAACACACAGUUUAAACUUAAUUUUUUAAAGUUACUUAAACUUUUUAGGUUCAACAGUCUUUAAGUUUCUUAAUGAAGUAAAAAAAAUUGUAUUAUCUUAUAAAUCUGUUACAUAAAUUUUUUAAAUAGUUUAAAUAUAAUAAUUAAAUAAUAAGGUAACUAGUUUAAUCAGUCUUAAACUAAUUUGUACUUAAACUUAGACAGGAAACAGGUACUUCAUAUCAGGCAAUAAUUAAUCAGAAUACGAUUUCUCAUCAUCUGAGAAACAGUUGAGGCAUAUGUAUUUUCUGGUAUCACCUAUAAUACAGGUGAUAUGAGCCCAUACUUUGCAUAAAAUACAUUGUAUCCAGUCAUGUCCAGAUGUGUCUUCAUUAUAAGACUCGGCACAAACUAAACAGAAGCAGGUAUCUUCUUCACUAACAUCCUGCAGAAUAUGCUUCUUAAUCUUUUCUACUUCUACUUUCCGGGUUUCUUUACCUUUACUUUUCCCUUUUCCUUUGCCUUUACCCUUAUUUUUAGUUUCAGUCAGACUAGUUACUAUCUUUUUUGAUGAUUUUAAUUUUGUUUCCUCCUCUAAGGCCAAUUUUUCGGGAGUAUCAGUGAGAAUCGUUGAUUUCCUUGAACGCUUUCGUUUGGAUUCGACACGAGGAGGUGCUUUUGGAAGCGAUCUUAUUGUUUCUACGGUAAACUUUUCUGUAGGCUUUGUAUUUGACGGUCCUGGUUCAUUUGACGGUCGCUGCUUAUUUGAUGGUACGUGUGAUAGUUGACCAAUAACCUCUGAAAUACUUAUGUCAAUAUCAGGCAUGUUAUCUGUAAUUUUAUUUUGGAUUGAAGAGUUUUAAUUUAGUGAUACUUCUUCUGGGUUGACAGAUUUAUCUCCAGGCUGAAGUGAUCCCUGGUUGUCCAUCGAAGCAGUAUUUGGAUCAGGACGAUCAGUUAUAAAUGAUGGAGCAAAGUCACAGUCUUGAAAGACAUCUUCAUUGCACGGCCAAAUCCCAGCUUUUUUAAAUGAGUUGAUGAUAUUGUUUUGAGUGAAUGCCAGUGGAAAUGCUUCUUUUACAAUUCCAGGGAGAUCAUAGAUCGUCAUGGUCUUCCCAGGAUGAUUAAUCAUCCAGUUCGUUUGCUGCCGGCUAAUAUAUUUUUUAAACGGUCCAUACACACUAACAUCUAGAGGUUGAAGAUUAUGGGAACAAUGUGGAGGGAAAGACAAAAGAAUGAUGUGUUUUUUUUUGCCUUGGCUAUUACCUCCACAUUCACAUGAGAAUGAUGAUUAUCUAAUAGAAAUAAAACUGGCUCAUGUUCUGAUGUUUUAACAUGUUUUAGAAAGUGGUCAAUAAAUAUUGAAAAUUCUUUUUCAGUCAUCCAUCCGGAACUAUUUCCUACGCCUACAGACCCGAGCAGCCCAUUUUGGACGAAUAAAUCACUAUAUCUGAUCCGUGGAAAAACGAACAUACAUGGUAUUAAAUUACCAAUAGCAUUUGCCGUUGCUGCAAUUGUGGCGAGAGUACCCAGUUCUGCAGAUGUGACUGCCCCUACUUGCUUGGAACCUCGUUGAGCUACCACUUUCUUGGGUUUUUGCACCGUUUUGACUCCAGUCUCGUCUACGUUCCAGAUUCUACUCGGUGAAAAAUUGUAUCGCUGAAGCACUUCUUGAUAUUUUUCGAAAAAUGAAUGAACAUUAGUACGGUUGAAGGCUCUGCUUAAGCUGGUCGCCUCAAGACUCCGAAUAGACAAGGAUGCGUUGCGCUGCAUAAAACCAGCAAACCAAUCUUUGCCAGCCUUUCCGUCUCUUUUCCAAGAUUCUGGAAUAUUAUCUAUCUUGUAUCGAAUGGCAAGCUCGUAAGCUUAUUUUUUGACAUCGUCUGGUACCAAUCCAAAUUAGACAUUAGAACAUUUUACUAAAUAAUCAGCUAUCAUUGUUUCUUGCUCAGAAUUGAAAACUAGACGGUUUUUUUAUAACCCAGUUCAACAGAAGUUCCCUCCUUUUUUUUCUUUAGGUAUUUAAACAGUGUUGCAUGACAAAUAUUGUAUUUAGUAGCAACAUCUCUAUAUUUCUUGUUUUUUACCAGAACUUCUUCAGCUGCCAGCUCAAAUACUUCUUGAGACGUAGACCCCCUUGUACUUUUACUUUUGUAAUUUCUCAUUCUAUAAAAAAAAUACUUGUUGCAAAAAAAAACUCGUUUAAUAUCACAUACCUACACAUGGGGUAAGUAUAAACAUGUUAAUACUGACCCCACUCAAUUUGUUAAUUUCAGCCCCAAGGUCACUUUUUAUAUUUCAUCAAUUACAGAAAAUAAACUAGUCAAAAUAAUUGGAAAAACACGUAUGAUAGUUUUAAAAUCAAUAAAAUACACUUCCAUUUAGGAUAAACUUUGAUUAGUUUAGCGAAAAAAUAACUCUUAAAUCAAUUUAUUACGAAGUACAAAAAGUUUGUUUACCUGUCAAUUUGAGGUUAUUACGCAUAACUAUCACUAGCGACGGCCGAUCGAUAACUGACAAGUUAGGACACGUUCGGCUGUGUAUAUAGUUAUUCCAAAUCGAGUCUCAAUUUUUUAUCCCUUCACGUUUGGCGAGAAUAAGCUUGUUAAUUCUUACCUCAGUUAAAACCAGCCCCGCCCUCCCCUACUAAUAUUGUUUAUUAAAUUCUAGUUUUAAGAAAGGGCCGGCUUCGCUAGGAUUCCAUAGUAUGUUGGGUGCGUGAUGUUUGUAAGGUACCAAUUAUAAGGCGAAGACUAUAUUAUGUCUUUUAAUAAUCUCGUGAAGUUAGUAAUACUUCAUUUAAAAUAAGUUGUAUGGGGUUUAUUGUGUGGCGAUGUUAUUUUUAUAACGAAUUUAUAUUAAAUAAUUAUUAUGUAAUUAUUAAGAAUCAGACGGAGCGCGGCGGACACAAGCGUGAAGCACCUCGCGUCAUACUACAUACAUACAUUAUGAGUCGCAUUGUUUACACGUCACUAAUAAAUAUUAAGUAAAAGUUGUUUCCAAAAAUAAAGUAAUGAAAAUGGAAUAUGGUAUUCCAUAGGGUACUAUUGUUUUAAUACAAUUUUUUUUAACAGUGGAACACAAAACUUCCACAUAUAUUAAGUUUUCCCGCAUUUAGGGAAAUGUAGCAGCUUUUCACCUGUUCCACUGUAUGUCUGUCUGUCUGUUUGUAAUUAAUGAAUGUUUCUUGUCAAUAUUAGAAAUUAUUAAUUAAUUUUGUUGAAUAAAAUUUAAAUUUAGAAUUGAGAAUGUAUGGAAUAUUUUAUAAUGAAGUUCCGUAUGGGGCGUUACCGACACUUAGCCGGCAAUAAACGUCCGUAAGGUUAAAAAAAGCGUAAGAUUUUUUAAAUAUAUUUAAAAUAAAUACUUUUUGAAACAUAUUUUUGGAAAUUGUUUUUUUGAAAUAAUUUUAUUGUUUUUUAUAGAAUUUAUGAAGUGAAACAUCUUUAGCGGCGUUGAGCACUUAUCUUGGGAUGAGUAUAAAAUGUUAAACUCGCGUCAGUACACGUGACCUGAUCGAAAAUUCGUAAGACAAUCGUUGAAAUUAUGGAUGAUUGAUUUAUACUUCUUACUAAUUAAAGUUCGGCUAUUAUAACUUAAUGAUCAUAUUCAAAUAUUUUUAUUCAAGAUAGGAUAUUAAAUAACUUAUUGAAAGUUAAAAACUACCACCUUUUCCAAAAGGUAUGCCUCAGACCUGAGAAGAACGGACGCAACAAUUUCAGUGGAUUUUUUUUUAUAAUAAUAUGGUUUCGAUGUAAAAUCGUACAAUCAAAUUAUUGCUCUUAAUGAUUCUUUAGGACCAAGGUUAUAAAUAGCGCAAAUAGCCCUCUUCUACAGUACAAAGUUGGUAUUAAUAUCGGCAGCGUUGUCCCAUAGCAAUAUACCAUAGGACAUAAUACUAUGGAAAUAACUAAAGUAGGUAUACUAGUCGCGCCGUAUCUAUGUCAGUUAAUUGUCUAAUCUUUUUACCGCGUAUGCUGCAGAACUAAUGAGGCUACGCUCCUUUGCACAGGAUGUCGGCUAGAUUAUGUACCACAAUGGACACUAUUUCUGCCGUGAAGCAGUAAUGUGUAAACAUUACUGUGUUUCGGUCUGAAGGGCGCCGUAGCUAGUGAAAUUACUGGGCAAUUAAUGAGACUUGAUAACUUAUGUCUCGAGGUGACGAGCGCAAUGGUAGUGCUGCUCAGAAUUAUUGGGUUUUUGACGGACCCUAAACGGCACUGCAUUGCUAUGGGCAGGGCGUAUCAAUUACCAUCAGCUGAACGUCCUGCUCUAAAAGUUUUAAAAGUUUCAUGGUGUUAUUAUCGAUAUUGAAGAACUUUCAUACAAACUUCCAAUUCCAUAUUUCAAUUGCCUUUUAUUAGCGAUAAAUCUAUCUCUGUAAUAAAUUUCAUCAAAAUCGGUUCACUGGUUUAGGUGUGAAAGCGUAACAAAGAAACUUACAUUCACAUUUAUAAUAUUAGUAGGUUGUAUAAAAGACAGAUUGCUAAAUCGCUAUUUUAUAGAUGCCACCUAUUUGGCAACCCGAUCCCCUGCUUCUAUUGAGCUGGUUAAUAGGUUGAUAUGCACUGCCUCUUUUGAGCAGAGUAAGAAUUUUAUAACCACUGUUUCUAUUGAGCAGUGUACUUUAAGUAAAGAAUUGGAAUAUUUUCCUCUCCUCUAGCAGUGUAAAAUACAAUGUAAUAUUACAAGUACUAGAAUAAUUAAUAAUUGUAAAACUGCAAACCUGAUGCACCAAACAUGUACGGAAAAAAGUAGUUAUUCUAAAUAAAUUUUUAUAAAAGCUUUUCUUUAACGUUACCCCUCCACAAGGCCUCAUAAGGAACUUCGUUCGUUGCGUUGUAGUACAAGACAUGCGACAGAAUUGCCGUGUAAAGUUCUCUCUCUCUCCCUACUCUCGCUCCAUAGCUAUCUGCUUUAUGCUACGUUCUCACUCUAUCUUAAUCGCUCUCUCCCUCUUCUUCAAAACAAAAACGUCCCACAUUUUCGUGUCACCUUAUUGCGUUUCAUCCGUAAAAAAUUUACCCUUGAAACUUUACGGAGAAGUUUCACUUCAAAAACCAUAUCUUAUCACAAAAUUUCAUCUUAAUCGUUAUAUUCGCUUCCGUGAUGGUACCAAGUUCAAACUUAAUAGCAAUAUGUGAAUUUUAUAUCUUGAAAAAGAAGAAAUUUUGAUUCUGAUAAUGAGUUUUAUACAAGUGCCAUAGCGGUUUGUUUGUAUAUAAAGCAAAAAUCACAAAAAUAAAAUAUUGUAAUUCACAAACAAUGUAAUUCCCUAAAUUUCGAAAUAAACUCAAUUACAAAUUCCCGAUUACUCAUCAUUAUGCAGCAAAGAAUAUAAUACUCUCUGACGAUGCAGUGUGCAACCGUGCGUAUUAUCCAACAUCUCGAAGUGGUAUGAGACAAAUGGCGCGCGGGUUUUCGCAUUCACGUCUCACGAGCGGGACAAACGGCUCGGCGCGCUGUACCGCCUGGUUUUCACACUCACGAGCAUGCUACAUUGAUCGGACGAGCCACGCCUAUUGGCGUGGCGCGAUGGAGUUUCGGUCGUUUGAAAUUCCAUUUUUUCUUUACACUCCAUUUGGAUUGCUGGCAUUUUGACAUUCACGAGCGGAUUUUUGAGAGUUCACGAGCCGUUUGGAGCGAUGGCGUGCCCGUGAAUGGGGGGCUUUACACGACUUCACCUAGUUUUUCUCUCCAUGCGAUUAUAUUUUGUUAAUCUGUGUGAUGAUAAUAAUAAAAGUUAUAAAACUAGUUCAAGGGAAGUACAAAAUUAUUAGGUAUAAUUACAAUUUGAAUUUAAUUUUUUUAUCCGUUUAAUAUGACAAGUGUAGGUAUUUAGCAAUUUGCUGUAAAAACGCCCGAAUACAGAGCACUCAAUGACUGCUGUACACAACAAACACCACUUCAAAUCAUUCGUGUGCCAUUUAGCUUAUAGAACAAUACUAGCUUACCUGACAGACGUUGUUCUAUGCACAAUAAAAAAUAACUCUUGCGGAUGGAAUUUUGGAAAAUUCGUUCUUAGCUGACCUCUAUUCGGUGAAAAGAAUAUUCCUGCCAAAUUUCAAGUCUUUAGCUCUAAUGGUUCCAGAGAUAUCGUGAUGAGUGACUAUAUACGUGGAAAUCUCUUAUAUAUAUAACAAUAUUAAGCCACACGGCUUUCUCUUAAAUAAUUUCUAUCGUUGUUAAGUACAAACAAUGACUGAUUUAAUGUCAUCAAUUAAGUUUGUAUAUAUUAAUAUAAUUCUAAAUAAUUAAUAUUGUAACCUAGAUAUAUAAACGACGCGGCUCUGGAAAGCCCCACCUCCGCUGCACCAGUAUGUUUUGCGGUGAACGGUGCUUAGGUAGUGCGGUAUCGAGUUGGAGCGCAGCGGAGACCAGUCCUUAAUCUAAGUACUUUGUAUUUUUUAUAUGUCGGUUGGUUCUGAUCUUGUAUCUUCUUAUAUUGUGAGAAAUAAAUAGUUUAAUUUUG
This is a messenger RNA of Leptidea sinapis, 8557 nucleotides long. RefSeq names its product TBC1 domain family member 13. The transcript has 9 exons. Gene Ontology annotation, biological process: intracellular protein transport; activation of GTPase activity. Bases 191 to 1339 code for a protein of 382 amino acids. Gene Ontology annotation, molecular function: GTPase activator activity. Lineage: Eukaryota; Metazoa; Arthropoda; Insecta; Lepidoptera; Pieridae. The record is from RefSeq and is a predicted model, not a curated record.